Molecule: messenger RNA, 2520 nt
Organism: Xiphophorus couchianus (Monterrey platyfish)
Lineage: Eukaryota; Metazoa; Chordata; Actinopteri; Cyprinodontiformes; Poeciliidae
Gene: oscp1b
Product: organic solute carrier partner 1b
Exons: 11
Coding region: 131-1315 (394 amino acids)
Biological process (GO): transport
Cellular component (GO): plasma membrane; cytoplasm
Source: RefSeq, a predicted model, not a curated record
GAUUGGCUCUUUUGUUCGUGGCCUGGCAACCAGAAGCGGCUUUACCAAACACAGAGACCCGUUCAUAGCAACUAGUUAGAGGUGUCCUGCAAUUAGCUUGAUAGGAAGAUUCAAGUCGUCAGAUUCAAACAUGUCUACGAGGACUCUACCGCUGCUCUUUAUCAACCUCGGCGGAGAAAUGCUGUACAUCCUGGACCAGCGGCUUCGUGCUCAGAAUAUACCCGCUGACAAAGCUAAGAAAGUUUCCACUGUACCUGCCUGGAUAGAGGAAGACAGAAAGAGAGUUAUGAAUGACAUCAUCACCACCAUGUUCAACAAAAAGUUUCUGGAAGAGCUUUUUAAGCCACAGGAGCUUUAUUCCAAGAAGGCUCUACGAACUGUGUUUGACAGGCUGGCCCAUGCGUCCAUAAUGAGACUCAAUCAAGCUAGCAUGGACAAGCUCUAUGACCUGAUGACAAUGGCUUUCAAAUACCAGGUUCUUCUCUGUCCCCGCCCAAAGGACAUCCUGCUUGUCUCCUUCAACCACAUGGAUGCGAUCAAAGACUUCGUGAAAGAUACUCCUAGCAUCUUGAGCCAGGUCGAUGAAACUUACCAGCAACUCAUAGAGAUGUAUACACCCUUGUCUAAUGGUGAAUUCCAACUGAUUAGACAAACCCUUCUCAUUUUCUUCCAAGACAUGCAUAUUAGGGUUUCUAUUUUCCUAAAGGACAAGGUGCAGAACUCAAAUGGCCGCUUUGUGCUUCCUACUAAUGGUCCUGUGCCUCGUGGGACCCAAAUUCCUGGUUUGAUUAGGAUUUUUAGCUGUUCUGGCGAAGAGUUGACCAGACUACAGUUCAAUAAUGGAGGGAACUACAGUUCUGCAUUACGGGAAGGAUCUUUUGAAAUGUUUGGCAAUAGAAUCACAAAGCUUGGGACAAACAUGUACAGUGUAAGUCGCCCGGUUGAAACACAUAUGUCUGGCACAUCUAAAAGUUCUGCCCAGCACACAAAGGUCAAUUCUGCCCCAAACCCUCUGGCCAAAGAGGAACUGAAUCUGUUGGCCAGAUUAAUGGGAGGUCUAGAAGUCCAGAAACCAGGAAGCACAGACACUGGUUUCCGGGUGAAUCUCUUUGCCACGGAUGAAGAAGAAGAAGAAGCAUUAAUAUCAAGACCCAAUGAGCUUUCAUAUGGAGUCAUAAGCAUCCAAGCAACAAAGGAUCAACAGGCCAACGCAGAACUGACCAAGAUUAUGGGAGAGUUCACAGAGUCUGGUGAUCCAUCUUCAAGUGCCAGCAGCAAAGGAGAUGACCUUUUGGCCAUGAUGGACGGCUUGUGAUGUAAUCACCCUGACAGAAAUCCCCAAAGCAAUGAGAAGAGUCCACACUACUGAUGAUCAACCUGCAAUGUGGUUAUAACGUGCAAAUAUCCAGCAGCAAGCUCAGAGUCAGCCAGACUUCGUUCUUGUGGUGGCUUCAAGAUGUGCAUGGGACCAAGGACUCCAAUUGGUCAUCAGCAGAUGUUUUUUUGCUAUUAAAAACAAAGAAUGAAAGGAAACCAGCAGUAAAGUCGACUAGUAAGUUUUCUGUAAAACAGGAGGGUUAAAAAUUUCCCCCUGAAAGUACAGUAGAUGUGGAACAAUAUGUUGAACAUGUGCAUGUGGUAAUAGCAUAAUUUUUACUAUCAGUACACAUUCCUUUCAUUUCACACAAUUUAAUUUAAUUAUAGAUGUCAGCAGCUCGUAUAAGUUUAUCACAUUAUGAUUAUGAUGAUUAUGGAGCUAAUAGCUCAAAAUUUCUUGAUUGUUUUUAUUUUAAGCUGGUUUUAAGUUUACAUACACAAGUGUUAUACUGUAAUACUUUUACUCCAUUUAUGAUUUGAGCUGUUCUUUUUCCCAGAGUGGACUGAUAAUACCACAUACAACUUCACUGACUCGUUUGUGCACAAUUCAGAAUUUCUUGUCAUCACACAUACAGCUCCACUAAUACUUGGAUAGCAAACGGCAUCUCAACCACACACUGCUAAGGAACAUUAAUUCAAAUAUUAGUGGGGUGGGGGGGUCAAUUUUAGCCUAUGUGCUUUAUUUUGACCCUAUUUGGAUUAGAGAAAAUCCACAUGCAAAAUUGUCUCAUUUGUAAAAUCAUUGAAAUUGUUUGUAUAAUCAUGCCACCCUAAAAUGGGAAUAGUUCAAGUCCCAUUUGACUUUUACAACUGUAAAAUAGACAUAGGAGUUAAAUAUUUAAAAACUUUUCAAGCUAUCCAUUAUUUAGAUGCAGCUCAACAAUUUGCUACUUGAUGGCUACCUUGUUUUAAUACAGAGCAAUGCAAUACAAGAAACAGUCUAAGAUGUACAUAUUUUUAUGGAGAACUAUUUAUUAAAUGUAACUUUUCUGUGUGGAAUUGCUGCAUUUCAUAAGUCUUUAAAUGUGCAGUUUAUUAUUUUAAAUGCGUUGAUGAAAACAUCACCAGCAUGAAAGUUGACACAAUACAUAUAUACCUGUAAUGCAGGUGCAUCUUAUUAAAUAAAAAUCUAAUUAAAGAGUU